AUGAGUGUGAAACCAGUACGAAAUAAUGUUCCAGAAGAGAUUCAAGAAGAGAUGAGCCGUUUGUAUGAAGAGGUUCCAACUUUGGAAGAUGAUUAUGAACUUCUUGAUAAGAUUGGUGAGGGUACUUUUUCAUCGGUUUAUAAGGCUAAGGAUUUAAAGGGUAAGAUCUAUCAGAAAUAUGCAUCACAUUUUUGGUCAUCAGAAGCAAAAUAUGUAGCAUUGAAAAAAAUUUAUGUUACGUCAUCUCCCCAAAGAAUAUACAAUGAAUUAAAUCUUCUGUAUAUAUUGGCUGGUUGUAUUAGGGUAGCACCAUUAUGCGAUGCUACUAGGGUACGAGACCAAGUUAUAGCAGUAUUACCUUAUUACCAACAUGAAGAAUUUAGAAAUUUCUAUAGAGACCUUCCAAUAAAAGGUAUAAAAAAAUAUAUGUGGGAGUUAUUACAGGCUUUGAAUUUUGUACAUUCAAAAGGUAUCAUACACAGAGAUGUAAAACCGACAAAUUUUUUAUAUAAUCCAGAAUUGGGUCGUGGGGUACUAGUUGAUUUUGGUUUAGCAGAAAUGCAAGUAAAUUAUUUGGACGAGAUCAAUGGUCAAUUAAAUGAUGACAAUACAAUUUCUGUUAAAGAACGUAGGCACCAAGAACAAUUCUGUCCAUGUAUCAUGAGGGAAGCAGGAUUAUCUGCUCCACAUGGGGUUUCCGGGCCAAUGAUUACAAUUCAAAAUGGUAAAGUGGUACAUUUAAACGGUCUUAAUAAUAUAGAUCUUACAAAGGGUUAUCCAAAAUAUGAGACACGUAGAGUGAAAAGGGCAAAUAGAGCAGGUACUAGAGGCUUUAGAGCACCUGAAGUGUUAAUGAAAUGUGGCGCCCAGACAACUAAGAUUGAUAUUUGGUCAGUUGGUGUAAUAUUACUAAGUUUAUUAUCAAGAAGAUUCCCAAUGUUCCAAAGUUUGGAUGAUACCGACUCAUUGCUUGAAUUAUGUUCAAUAUUUGGAUGGAAAAAAUUAAAAAAAUGUGCUAACAUCCAUGGUCUUGGCUUUGAAGUUAGUAAUAUACAGAAUAUUAAAGAAGAGGGAUACCCAGGUGGAUUAAAAGGUUUCGUAUAUGAUCUAUUAAAUAAAGAAUGCGAAGAAGGCACAUUUCCAGAAUAUAGCAUUUCAUUUGAAACUCAUUGUUAUCUAAGUCAGGAAUUACAUGACAAAGUUUCAAUUGAACCAAAAUUACCAAAUGGCGAAGACAUGAAAAGUCGAGCGGAUGCAUAUCAAUUAAAAAAAUAUCAGGAAGAAAUUUGGUCAGAUCAUUUUUGGUGCUUUCAACUACUACAACAAUGCUUUGAAAUGGAUCCCCAAAAACGUAGUUCGGCAGAUGAAUUAAUACAUAGUGCAUUCUUUUAUGAGUUAACAGAUGCUGGUGAGACAACCGAAGGUGAGAUGACUGAUGAUGAUCUAAAUAACACUGAUUAUAGUGGAGUUGAAGAUAACGAUGUUCUAUUAAUAUCCGGCUAA
Molecule: messenger RNA, 1503 nt
Organism: Vanderwaltozyma polyspora DSM 70294
Lineage: Eukaryota; Fungi; Ascomycota; Saccharomycetes; Saccharomycetales; Saccharomycetaceae
Gene: CDC7
Product: serine/threonine protein kinase CDC7
Exons: 1
Coding region: 1-1503 (500 amino acids)
Biological process (GO): mitotic DNA damage checkpoint signaling; protein phosphorylation
Cellular component (GO): nucleus
Molecular function (GO): ATP binding; protein serine/threonine kinase activity
Source: RefSeq, a predicted model, not a curated record